AUGGAUAUACGAAUUCUAAAGGCCUUUAUCUUCAUCUUUUUGACUAUGAUUGGUAUUCCAGGAAACCUUUAUAUUAUAAUCCAGUUUUUCCUUAUUAGGGUGUUAGAAAAGAGACUGCUACCAUCCAACAUAAUUCUGCUAGUCUUAGCAUUUGCAAAUCUUCUCAUUGUCUGCUCUCGUGUCAUCCCACAGUCACUGAAUGCUCUUGGAAUUGAGGACUUAAUGGAUAAUACAAACUGCAAGAUGUCUGCAUAUACCUACAGAGUCAGUAGAGCUAUGUCUAUAUGUACCACCAGUUUGCUUAGCUGUCAUCAGUGUAUCCUUAUUGCCCCAAGCACUAAGAUCUGGGUCUAUUUAAAACAAAAGGUGUCUCACAAUAUAUCACCAAUUAUUCUUGGAAUUCUUUUGAUGAAUCUAGUCAUUUACCGCACUAGUUUUAUGUAUGGCAAUGCAAGAAGUAAUAACACUUCUCCAUACACACUGCAUCUGGUUUACUGUGACACUGAUUUUCAAACAUAUGUAUCUUAUAUUGCCAAUGGGGUUGUUUUUGCCUCUAGAGACUUUCUUUUUGUUGCAAUGAUGGCUCUUGCAAGCUUUUACAUUGUGUAUGUGCUACUCAGACAUGAGAAAACUGUAAAAAGCAUACGAAGCUUGAACAAAGCAAAGAGUAAAUCAGUUGAGUAUAAAGCUUCUAGAGCUGUAAUAUUACUGGUUAUAUGCUAUGUGGUAUUCAUGGGGCUGGAUAACUCUAUGUGGAUCUAUACUCUGACACUCGUAAAUGUCAAAACAGACAUGAAUGAUGCCAGGGUUGUGCUAGCUUGUGCCUACUCUGCAGUGAGCCCUUUCAUCAUUAUUGUUACCAACCCUAGAUUACAGCAAUGCCCACUAUGCAGGUUUUGGAGAAGACUUCAGGAUUUACCAUCCUCUUCCUCAUUUGACAUUCAUUUGAAGCAUAUUAGUAUAUAA
Nanorana parkeri is the source of this 966-nucleotide messenger RNA. Its product is annotated as vomeronasal type-1 receptor 1-like. Gene Ontology annotation, cellular component: membrane. The record is from RefSeq and is a predicted model, not a curated record. Gene Ontology annotation, biological process: G protein-coupled receptor signaling pathway. Bases 1 to 966 code for a protein of 321 amino acids. Gene Ontology annotation, molecular function: pheromone receptor activity. The transcript has a single exon. NCBI's taxonomy places the organism in Eukaryota, Metazoa, Chordata, Amphibia, Anura, Dicroglossidae.